Adineta ricciae is the source of this 514-nucleotide messenger RNA. NCBI's taxonomy places the organism in Eukaryota, Metazoa, Rotifera, Eurotatoria, Adinetida, Adinetidae. The record is from the annotation of a GenBank genome assembly.
GUGACUACACGAAAUGCUACCACCCUGAGAGUGAUGAUCUUAAAGUGAGCUUACUCCUUAAGUAUUUUAUUCUAAUCCAUAAUCUCGUUUUCCAAAAGCAAGUAUGUGAGUUCCACAUUUUAGCCUCCAAGGGGCUGCGCUGACAAGCUUUUUUAAACCAUUCAUAUGGUAAUCUAUUACGUUUUGUUUUAGAUUUCAAAAUUAGAGAUGGCUGCUAAUGACUAUGGUGUGUCCAGGUUAUUAUGACACGGUCGGUUCCGGCCGGAAUCCGGCGGCAAGGAACCUGCCGGAACUUGCUGGAAUCGGCGAAAACUGUGCCGGAAUCGAGAAGAGCUAUACCGGAACCGACUCAGAUUUCAACGGAUCCAGUCGCCGGAAUGAUCGACCUGGGAUAGCAGUUAGUUUCUCGCCGAAGUUCCAUUGCGAGUUAAAUCCUAUAGAAGGAUCUUGGGCAGACCAAAACAAUUCGUUCGACGUCGAACAGACCAAACAUUCCCCACCAUGCUCAAAUUAA